Molecule: messenger RNA, 1867 nt
Organism: Oryctolagus cuniculus (rabbit)
Lineage: Eukaryota; Metazoa; Chordata; Mammalia; Lagomorpha; Leporidae
Gene: PCED1A
Product: PC-esterase domain containing 1A
Source: RefSeq, a predicted model, not a curated record
CCGGCCCUGGCUCCCGCCCCGCGCGGUGGCCACCCCCGCCGCCUUGCCCUCCCCUUGGGCGUUGGGGGGGUCGCGCAGGACAGGACAUGGGUGACCGGAAGUGGGCGCUGUGAGCAUCGCCGUUUCGGGCGCCGAGGCCCGAGGCGCCGUCGGGUCCACCGCGACGCACGCAUGGAGAGCACCAGGUCCCGGGCUGCGCGCCGACGGCCAGCCGGGACGCACGGGCUCUGCAGAACCGACUGGCCUCCUAGGGUACGGGAACAUGAGGGUUGGCCAGGAGCCCGCUGCAGGCAAGGCGCGCGGCGCUCCGGCCUACCCUGCUAGCGACUGAACGGCGCAGAGCCCGGAUACUCGCUCGUCGCUGUCGCUGGUGGCGGCAUGGUCUUCUGUCUGAAGAACAAGGAGGCGCGCCGCCUGUCGCGAAGCGCCAUGGUCCACUUCCAGGCCUCGGAAGUGCAACAGCUACUACACAACAAGUUCGUGGUCAUCUUGGGGGACUCCAUCCAGCGGGCUGUGUACAAGGACCUGGUGCUUCUGCUGCAGAAAGACUCACUGCUCACAGCUGCCCAGCUGAAAGCCAAGGGGGAGCUGAGCUUUGAACAGGACCAGCUGGUCGCUGGGGGCCAGCUAGGCGAGCUGCACAACGGGACGCAGUACCGCGAGGUCCGCCAGUUCUGCUCGGGUUCUGGCCACCACCUUGUGCGCUUCUACUUCCUCACUCGCGUUUACUCCGAGUACCUCGAGGACGUCUUGGAGGAGCUGACCUACGGGCCUGCUCCGGACCUGGUCAUCAUCAACUCCUGCCUCUGGGAUCUCUCCAGAUAUGGCCGCUGCUCCAUGGAGAGCUACCGGGAAAACCUGGAGCGAGUAUUUGUGCGCAUGGACCAGGUGUUGCCUGACUCCUGCCUGCUGGUGUGGAACAUGGCAAUGCCCCUGGGGGAGCGUGUCACUGGGGGUUUCCUCCUGCCAGAGCUCCAGCCCCUGGCUGGCUCUCUGCGGCGGGACGUGGUUGAAGGGAACUUCUACAGCGCGACACUGGCUGGAGACCACUGUUUCGACGUCCUAGACCUCCACUUUCAUUUCCGGCAUGCCGUACGACACCGUCAUCGAGAUGGUGUCCACUGGGACCAGCAUGCACACCGCCACCUCUCACACCUGCUUCUGACCCAUGUGGCUGAUGCCUGGGGCGUGGAGCUGCCCAAGCGUGACAGUCCCCCCGACCCGUGGAUUGAGGACUGGCCAGAGACGGAUCAUCCGUUCCAGGGGAGCCAUAAGCAGCCCCCAGGCUUCGGGGAGCAGCUGGCCUUGCCCCUACCCCUGCCCUCUCCUUUACCUCCUCCCUUACCUUUCCCCUACUCCCUCCCUCAGCCCUUGCUGCCUCCUGUGUUCCCACCCCUGCCCCAGGAUGUCCCCCUUUUCCCCGGCCAGACCUUCCCACCCCAUGAAUUCUUCAAUUUUAAACCAAUGGAGGACUUCUCGAUGGCACCCCACUUAGGAUGUUGCCCUGGAGUGAACUUUGUGCCUGGCCUCCUGCCAUCGCAAGUCCCUGGCCCCCGUGGUCGGCAGCGGGGCCCAGUGGUCCACCGCGGGAUGCCACGCUGUGCUUCCAGCAGCCCCUACCAGGUGCCGAGGAUGGGGGUGCCUUGCAGGCCGCGGCUCAGACACUCAGACAAACUGAUCCAAGCACACAAAUUGGACAGACGGCCUGCUGCCCAUUCUGGGACCUGGCCUGGGUAGCCUGGAUCUUGGGCAGGAUGUGCUGAUGGCCCUGCAGGGCCUGCCUGGCACCCCAGGUGCUGGGCUGGGGUAUCUGCUAUGCCUGGCAUUGUUCUUGCCCAUUGCUGUCACCAAUAAAGGCAUGAAUGAA